This is a messenger RNA of Recurvomyces mirabilis, 1311 nucleotides long. RefSeq lists its product as uncharacterized. Gene Ontology annotation, biological process: protein insertion into membrane. Gene Ontology annotation, cellular component: membrane. The transcript has a single exon. Bases 1 to 1311 code for a protein of 436 amino acids. The record is from RefSeq and is a predicted model, not a curated record. NCBI's taxonomy places the organism in Eukaryota, Fungi, Ascomycota, Dothideomycetes, Mycosphaerellales, Teratosphaeriaceae. Gene Ontology annotation, molecular function: membrane insertase activity.
AUGGCUACAGUCCUUACAUCGUCCGCUAUGCGUGCGUCUCUGCUUCGUCUCCCUCCACCUCUGCGAACAGCGACCGUCCAACGAUCAUUCUCCACAACUCGGCCCAGACAGUCGACGCUAGUCGACAUCGUUGUAGCUCCUCCCACAUACCUCCUGAACGCCCUCCACUCCACCGGUCUCCCAUGGUAUGCUGUCUUACCCACCUCGGCAAUUAUCGUUCGCGGCCUCAUAACCUACUAUAUCACCACCCUCCCCAACCAGAAAGCCACCCAAAUCCAAUCGAACCUCCAACCCAUCAUUGCGGCGAAUGUUAUACUCACAAGCAACGACCCAGACCGUCGACGGGCGCACAAAGAGAUGAAGUCCCCUAGUUUAAAGAGACUGGAGGAUUCCUUGUUCAAACUCGGCACCGCGUUCAAGCUUACGCGUCAGUUGAGCAAGCAAUUCGGUGCUUCAGGGAGGAGGUUGAGAGAACUGGCGAACUUUGCAAUGUUGAUCGCUAUGACUGAGGCAAUCAGAAUGAAGUGUGGGAGUCGAGAAGGGCUGCUAUCAUUACUGUUGACGCCCUUCCAGUGGGUAGAGACAGCGAUUCGCGACAGUGUCGCUACUACUACCAGCGGAAGAGCGCAAGGGAUGUUGACAUCGGCCGAAAUGGCAGCUCUAAACCCCAAUCCUGCUUUCCAACGCUCGCGUGACGAAUUGAUGGCCGAGAGGCUGGAACAAAUAAUGACUCUCGACGGCAAUGGCAACCCGGUCUACGAUUUUUCCUCUUUACCUCCGCCAGCUCCCCCGGACUUAGUCUAUGCUCCUUACACGGACCUCAGCAUGCAAAGUGAAGGUCUAGGCUGGAUUACCGACCUCAGUGCUCCCGACCCCACGCUCACGCUUCCAGUCCUAAUGUGGCUUGCUCUCUCGCUGAACGUCAUCCUACGACCUACAGUAGGCGAUACAUCCAAAGCGCCUCUGCCAAGAGAAUCGAACGUACUCGCUCCGACCGAGUCGAAGUCUGAGAAGAUGACCGAAGCUCAAGCUGUGCUCUCAACUCCAAAACAUGGCGCCAAUGCCCGCAAGAACUUCCUCGGCAUCUUCCCACCUGUUACGAACCUUCAGAGGAUAGGUUUAUGCAUUAGCAUGGCAUUUGGCUUUGCGAGUAUGAGGUUUCCCGCAGGCAUAUUGCUGUACAUGUUUUCCAGUCUAGUGGUUGGUUGGUUACAGACCCGGUGGUUGGCUGUAAGAUAUCCCAUAAGACCAUCAAUCAAGCCUUGCCUGCGGCCCUUAAGAUUGAGGGUCAAAAGGCAGUGGAAUGACUGA